Molecule: messenger RNA, 1782 nt
Organism: Chlorella variabilis
Lineage: Eukaryota; Viridiplantae; Chlorophyta; Trebouxiophyceae; Chlorellales; Chlorellaceae
Product: expressed protein
Exons: 8
Coding region: 1-1782 (593 amino acids)
Biological process (GO): regulation of DNA-templated transcription
Molecular function (GO): sequence-specific DNA binding; zinc ion binding
Source: RefSeq, a predicted model, not a curated record
AUGGAGUUUGAUCUGGAGGGUAUGGGCCUGCGGGAGCCCGAGGACUGGACGCCAGCGGCUAGGACCGACGGGGAAGCUUCACUUGGAGCGGACUUUGCCGAGCAGGACUCGCUGCUGGACGACUGCCUCUCGGGGCACAGCCUUGGGGCCAGCCUCCUCGGGCCCUGCGACAGCAUGGGGGCCGUCGACCACUUCCCCUGCAUAGCGGACGAGCUGGAGGAGCAGGCCAAGCAGCUGGAGGGGGACUGGCUCAACCCCAGCCAGCUCGCCGCCCUGGCCGAUGGCAAGGCGGUGCACCUUGCGGGCUCGGGCCGCGCCAGCCGCCUGGCGCUGCACGCUGAGCUGAAGCGCAUGGAGCAGCAGCAGCAGCAGCAGCGGCAGCAGCAGCAGCAGCAGCAGGAGAAGGAGCAGCGGUCUCGGCCCGCGGAGGGCGCGGGGCCUCAGCGCCAGGCCAGCGGCGUGCGCGAGGAGCCGGUCACCCCGCAGCGCCACAGCACCGCCAACGACUCGUCCUGGAACGAGUCGCCGCUGCCCGGCGGCGGCGCCGGCCUGGAUGCGGGAGAGGUGCAGUCGCCAGACCCCGUGAAGCUGCUGUCCCUGCCCAGCGGCCCCAGCGGCGCGCAGCGGCCCCCGCUGGCUGCCGCCAUCAGCAACGCGCAGAGCGUGCGGCUGGGGCGGGAGCCGGCGCCCGGCGCCUGGCGCGGGUGUGGCAGAAGCGCGUGGUGCAGCCUGGAGCCGCGCCACGGCGGCGCCUGCACCGACUGCGCGGCCGUGCCGGGCCUGCUGGCCUACCCGCCGCUGGAGCUGUUCCACUCUGGCGUCAACAUUGAGGAGCUGUGCAGGGUGCCAGAGGAGCUGGAGGAGGAGGCGGAGGCGGAGGGGGUGCCUGCGCCAGACACAGAGUCGGAGGGCGAGGGCGGCCGCCCCGCCGCCGCGGCAGGCUGCCUGAGCAGCGGCAAGCGGUGCGCGGAGGCGGAGGCCGACGACGGCGCCAGCCACAGCCAGAGCGGCGGCGCUGCCAGCAGCAGCAGCCCCGGCGCGGCGGUGGAGCAGCCGCGGCCCGCGGGCCCCGCAGCCAAGCGCAGGCGCGGCGGCGAGGUGGGCAGCCCAGCAGGCGGCCUGGCCGCGGCGCUUCCUGACCUGGCGGCGGCGGCGGCGGCCGCGCUGGAGCCGCCGCCGGCGAUGCCGGUGCCGGAGCUCGCAGACGGCCUGGGCCCGCCCUCGCUGGCGGCGGCGGCUGCGGCGGCCAUGGAGCUCUCCCUCCACCCGCUGCUCUGCAUGGUGCCCGUGGCCCUGCCCCCGCCGCCGCCGGGCGCCCUGGACAUGCCCCAGUUUGCGCCGCCGGUGCCGCCCAUGCCGGCGCCCAGCCUGGGGGCAUACCUGCGCAACCUGGGGCGCCCCGCCGGCGCGCCGCGCCUGCGCCCGCUGCCCACGGCGCCGCCGCCGACGCCGGCCGAGGCCAAGCCCGUGGCCGCCGCCGCCGCCGCCGCCACGCCCUCCAAGCCCGUCACCCGCCAGAAGCACACGCACACGCCCAGCGGCGCCGCCGCUCCUGCGGCGCCCCGCAGCUCUGGCCGCCGCACGGUGCUGCAGUGGCACACCGACAGCGUGACCGACCCGCGCACAGGCGCCGCCAUCACCGCUGUGCAGCCCGGCACCUUCUGCACGCAGUGCUAUGCCCUCAGCACCCCCGUGUGGCGCGCCGGCCCCUUUGGCCCUAAGAGCUUGUGCAACGCCUGCGGCGUGAGGUGGAUGAAGUACGCAAAGGGCUCCAAGAAGUGA